AUGAGCUGCUGUGUCUCCUUAACAGUGAAGCCUGACCCUCCAGAAAAUGUGGUAGCCCGACCAGUACCCAGCAACCCUCGCCGGCUAGAGGUGACUUGGCAGACCCCUUCGACCUGGCCCGACCCUGAAUCCUUUCCUCUCAAGUUCUUUCUGCGCUACCGACCCCUCAUCCUGGACCAGUGGCAGCAUGUGGAGCUGUCAGACGGCACAGCGCACACCAUCACGGAUGCCUAUGCCGGGAAGGAGUACAUCAUCCAGGUGGCGGCCAAGGACAAUGAGAUUGGGACGUGGAGUGACUGGAGCGUGGCCGCUCAUGCCACACCCUGGACUGAGGAGCCACGACACCUCACCACUGAGGCCCAGGCCCCGGAGACCACGACCAGCACCACCAGCUCACUGGCACCUCCACCCACCACGAAGAUUUGUGACCCUGGGGAGCUGGGCAGCGGCGGAGGACCCUCAGCACCCUUCGUGAUCGGUGUCCCCAUAACUCUGGCCCUGGCUGCUGCCGCCACUGCCAACAGUCUCCUGAUCUGAGCCCGGCACCCCGUGAGGACAUGCCAGCGCACCUGCAGAGGACCAGGAGGCCGGAGCUGAGCCCGCAGACCCCAGCUUCUAUUUUGCACACGGGCGGGAGGACCUUCUGCAUUCUCUUCAAACAUAAUUUGUAGAGACCCCGGCAGGCCCGGCCCUGCCGCCCCCUAGCCCUGCCACACCAUGCUGGCUCUCCUCCUGCCCUCAGGAGAGGAGGACCCUGCAGCUAACCCACCCACCAAAGACCCCCCACCCCCACCCUGGCCCCUCGGGCUGGACCCUCCAAUGCCAGCCACUCCCAAGAGCCCUUGGGGGGGUCUGAGGGGAGCCCCUCACAUCCAUAAUUUCUCCUGCCCCAGCCUCCUGUCUGUCCCAGGGUCUCUGUUGCCACCAUCAGAUUAUAAGCUCCUGAUGCUGGGGGGGCCCAGCCGUCCCCCUCCCCCCAGCGCCCACACUUUUCACUCCCCCACCUGUCCCCGUUUUGUACGACCCUCCCCUUUCCCUGCUCCCACCCCACAGUAUUUAAUGCCCUGUCAGUCCCUUCUAGUCUGACUCAAUGGUAA
Leptonychotes weddellii (Weddell seal) is the source of this 1097-nucleotide messenger RNA. NCBI's taxonomy places the organism in Eukaryota, Metazoa, Chordata, Mammalia, Carnivora, Phocidae. The record is from RefSeq and is a predicted model, not a curated record.